UAGUCGUAGACGAGAGCUCGCCCAGGCUGCUUCCACGUAGCCCCAUUCUCCGUAUCCCGCCCAUCUUCGCCGUACGCCUCCCGCCCCCAUUGGCUGUAUGUUGACGUAAGGGCGACCGGCGACGGGUAGCAUGGCGUCCACCCACAUCCAGGUCAACGGCGGCCACGAUCACAUCCUACGGCCGCGUCCCCGCAAGCCCCAGCACGCCCAGGUGGCUGGUCUGGUCAGGCAGCAUAGUAGCUCGUCUGUCAAUGGCUUGCUCGACACGCCCCCCGAGGACCUGCCGGCCUCCGGCAUGACAAGCGGCCGUUCUACUCCCGUCCCCGAGAAUGCUCCCGCGUCCACCAAAGCUCUGUCUAGCGCCCGUAAGCAGGUCCGCGCCGAGCAGCGACGACGCAUCUUCCCCACCAUCGAGUUCGCCUCCCGAGUCUCCCACUUCGAUCCCCGGUCCGACUAUCGCGAUUUCCAUGGCUUCUUCAACCUCUUCUGGAUCGGCCUGGCCAUCAUGGGCAUCACCACCAUGCUGCGCAACUUCAAGGACACCGGCUACCCCCUGCGCGUCCAGAUCUGGACCCUCUUCACCGUCAAGCUAUGGCACCUGGGCAUCGCCGACUUCCUCAUGGUCGCCAGCACCGCCGUCAGCGUGCCGCUGCACAAGCUCGCCAGGGGCAGCACCGGCGCCCUGACCUGGAGGAAGGGCGGCAGGGCCAUCCAGAGCAUCUAUCAGGUCGCCUGGCUCGCCUUCUGGAUCGCCGUGCCUUUCGUCCUCAACUGGACCUGGACGUCCCAGGUCUACUUCCUCCUCCACACCAUGGUCCUGCUGAUGAAGAUGCACUCGUACGCCUUCUACAACGGCCACCUAUCCGAGACGGAAAAGCGCCUGCGCGCGCUCGACGAGCCCCACGGCGCGUCCAAGGCCCCCGCGUACGUCUACCCCUCGGUCGAGAACCCGAUGGGCGAGCUGGCGCACAGAGACAUGGAGGUCGACAGCGACAGCGAGGACGAAGGGCUGGCGCAGCUGCGCGAGGACCUGGCGCGCGAGUUGACGAGCCCCAUCGGCAACAUCACCUACCCGCGGAACCUGUCGUGGUCCAACUACCUCGACUACCUGCUCUGCCCCACACUGUGCUACGAGCUCGAGUACCCGCGCAACGAGACCAUCAACUGGACCAGCCUGACCGCCAAGAUCGUCGCGACGUUCGGCUGCAUCUUCCUGCUCACCGUCAUCUCGGAAGAGUUCAUCCUGCCGGUGCUGCAGGAGUCGACGGUGCGGCUCGACGUCACGACGUCGGUGCUCGAGAGGAUGCUCAUCCUGGCCGAGACGGUGUCGUGGAUGCUGUUCCCCUUCAUGCUGACGUUCCUGCUCGUCUUCCUCGUCAUAUUCGAGUACGUGCUGGGGGCCUUCGCCGAGCUCACGCGGUUCGCGGACCGGCACUUCUACAGCGACUGGUGGAACAGCACCGACUGGAUGGAGUUCAGCCGCGAGUGGAACGUGCCGGUGUACUCGUUCCUGCGGCGGCACGUGUACGCGACGUCGAAGCCGAGCAUCGGCCGGCACCUGGCGACGCUCACCACCUUCCUCGUCUCCGCCGUCGGCCACGAGAUCGUCAUGGCCUGCAUCACCAAGAAGAUCCGCGGCUACGGCUUCGUCUGCCAGAUGCUGCAGCUGCCCAUCGUCAUGCUGCAGCGCACGCGGUGGGUGCGCACCCACAAGACGGCCAACAACGUGCUCUUCUGGUGCAGCAUGGUCCUCGGCCUGAGCAUGAUCUGCUCACUCUACGUCCUAGUCUAGACGUUGGAUCUCUGUUUUCUCUCUUCUUCUUCGUAUGUGGUUCAUUUUCUCCCCUCUGGUUUGUUUUUCCCUAUGUCCGUAGAAUCCUAGCCGGGAAACCAAAGCAAUUUACUCGGCAGCGGGUGCCCUCUCGAGGCGGUAAGGCAAAAAAAAGGAGGUGAGGGAAGAGAAGGAAAGGGAGACAGCCCCUCCCCCCCCGUGCGAGUGGUGCUUGCGAGGAGGGAGAGGAGGGCACGAGAUGCUGGUACUCACCGCCGUAGUCAGGAGCAAUCCGUCUAUCCGUAGAUACGUGUGGGCAGGUCUAUAGAGGUAAGAACGCGGCUCGCGUUCUAGGGCGGCGGUGGUCGGCGGAUAUCUCGCAGUGCCUUGCGGCUCUGCUUCGCCUUGCCUUUUUGCUAUGUCCUGUUU
Durotheca rogersii is the source of this 2200-nucleotide messenger RNA. RefSeq names its product MBOAT-domain-containing protein. Gene Ontology annotation, cellular component: endoplasmic reticulum membrane. Gene Ontology annotation, biological process: ergosterol metabolic process. Lineage: Eukaryota; Fungi; Ascomycota; Sordariomycetes; Xylariales; Xylariaceae. The coding region runs from base 131 to 1792 and encodes 553 amino acids. The record is from RefSeq and is a predicted model, not a curated record. The transcript has 3 exons. Gene Ontology annotation, molecular function: ergosterol O-acyltransferase activity.